This is a messenger RNA of Trichobilharzia regenti, 830 nucleotides long. NCBI's taxonomy places the organism in Eukaryota, Metazoa, Platyhelminthes, Trematoda, Strigeidida, Schistosomatidae. The record is from the annotation of a GenBank genome assembly.
AUGACAACUUCAUCAAACGAGGUCAAAAAUGAAAACCAAACCAUCCUCCCAUUUACCCCAUCGGAUGAACUGUCUUCAACUCAAGAAUCUGUGAAUUCACGAAGUAACACAGAACCUGUUUCUAAUCAGUCUUCUGUUGAACGAAGGACCUGGGAGUUCAUUUGGAAGACUUUCAUCAUAGUGUCAGUACAGAUUACAAUUGUGUGGGAAAUCUGCGCUCUUGUGUUACUUGUUUCGCAAAUUUAUGAAUGGAUGAAAGAAAAUACUUGGUUUUCAUGGACGUGUGGAAUUCUGGGAACAGUUCUACAACUUGAGAUGCUACUGAUACCGCAGUUACAGUUUGCCUUCCGCUAUAAUUAUAUCUACUUGAUAAUUGCUACAAUAAUCGUUGCCUUUGCUGCAGCUGUUCCACUCAUCGACUUACCAUUCUGGUGGACAUUUGUCACAUGGAUAAUUACUGUGAUUAUUGCGGGAAUUGUAGUAGCUGUCAGUGUCGUCAACAGAUUCGAUGUGCUCAAGAGUUUUGGGGAGUUCAUACUUGUCACUUUCAUUGUGGAAUUGGCCUUUGUUAUAAUAUUCUUCCCUUUCAUAUUCUUGCGAGAAUUUGACGAGAUAGCUAUCAUUGUUCAAGCACUUCUUGGCGAUAGACGAUUCACAUUUCAAGAUAAUCAACACGUACUCUGUGGACUGAUAAUUGCCAUGUUAAUUAUUUGGCUACAUUUGCUCGUUUCAACGGAGGUGGCCAUCUUCAUCGUAUCAAUAAAUCGUACAGAGGAAACCGGUGGGCGUCGUCUAUUUGGCACAAGUGCUGAUAAAUAUUUGGAAUUGUA